Messenger RNA from Piliocolobus tephrosceles (Ugandan red Colobus), 3334 nucleotides. It is a transcript of the gene TMPRSS13, whose product is annotated as transmembrane serine protease 13. The coding region runs from base 95 to 1753 and encodes 552 amino acids. The record is from RefSeq and is a predicted model, not a curated record. Lineage: Eukaryota; Metazoa; Chordata; Mammalia; Primates; Cercopithecidae. The transcript has 13 exons. Gene Ontology annotation, biological process: proteolysis. Gene Ontology annotation, molecular function: serine-type endopeptidase activity; protein binding. Gene Ontology annotation, cellular component: membrane.
AACCUCUUUACCCCACAUGCCUGGGAAGCCAGGGGCCAACAUGGAUCUUGUCCUCGACAUCAGCUAAGCCUGGAGGACUCUUCCCUCAGAGACCAUGGAGAGGGACAGCCACGGGAAUGCAUCUCCAGCAAGAACACCUUCGGCUGGGGCAUCUCCAGCCCAGGCAUCUCCAGCUGGGACACCUGCAGGCCGGGCAUCUCCAGCCCAGGCAUCUCCAGCCCGACCAUCACCAGCCCAGGCACCUCCAGUCCGGGCAUCUCCAGCCCAAGUAUCUCCAGUCAGGGCGUCUCCAGCCAGGGAAUCUCCAGCCAGGGCGUCUCCAGCUCGGUCCUCACCUUCCAGGUCCUCAUCCGGCAGGUCAUCAUCUGCCAGGUCAGCCUCCGUGACAACCUCCCCAACCAGAGUGUACCUUGUUAGAGCAACGCCAGUGGGGGCUGUACCCAUCCGAUCAUCUCCUGCCAGGUCAGCACCAGCUGCCAGGGCCACCAGGGAGAGCCCAGGUACGAGCCUGCCCAAGUUCACCUGGCGGGAGGGCCAGAAGCGGCUGCCGCUCAUCGGGUGCGUGCUCCUCCUCAUUGCCCUGGUGGUUUCGCUCAUCAUCCUCUUCCGGUUCUGGCGGGGCCACACAGGGAUCAGGUACAAGGAGCAGAGGGAGAGCUGUCCCAAGCAUGCUGUUCGCUGUGACGGGGUGGUGGACUGCAAGCUGAAGAGUGAUGAGCUGGGCUGCGUGAGGUUUGACUGGGACAAGUCUCUGCUUAAAAUCUACUCUGGGUCCUCCGAUCAGUGGCUUCCCAUCUGUAGCAGCAACUGGAAUGACUCCUACUCAGAGAAGAUCUGCCAGCAGCUGGGCUUCGAGAGUGCUUACCGGACAACCGAGGUUGCCCACAGGGAUUUUGCCAACAGCUUCUCAAUCUCGAGAUACAACUCCACCAUCCAGGAAAGCCUCCACAGGUCUGAAUGCCCUUCCCAGCGGUAUAUCUCUCUCCAGUGUUCCCACUGCGGACUGAGGGCCAUGACCGGGCGGAUCGUGGGAGGGGCGCUGGCCUCGGAGAGCAAGUGGCCUUGGCAAGUGAGUCUGCACUUCGGCACCACCCACAUCUGUGGAGGCACGCUCAUUGACGCCCAGUGGGUGCUCACUGCCGCCCACUGCUUCUUCGUGACCCGGGAGAAGGUCCUGGAGGGCUGGAAGGUGUAUGCGGGCACCAGCAACCUGCACCAGUUGCCUGAGGCAGCCUCCAUCGCGGAGAUUAUCAUCAACAGCAACUACACUGACGAGGAGGAUGACUAUGACAUCGCCCUCAUGCGGCUGUCCAAGCCCCUGACCCUGUCUGCUCACAUCCACCCUGCUUGCCUCCCCAUGCAUGGACAGACCUUUAGCCUCAAUGAGACCUGCUGGAUCACAGGCUUUGGCAAGACCAGGGAGACAGAUGACAAGACAUCCCCCUUCCUCCGGGAGGUGCAGGUCAAUCUCAUCGACUUCAAGAAAUGCAAUGACUACUUGGUCUAUGACAGUUACCUUACCCCGAGGAUGAUGUGUGCUGGGGACCUUCGUGGGGGCAGAGACUCCUGCCAGGGAGACAGCGGGGGGCCUCUUGUCUGCGAGCAGAACAACCGCUGGUACCUGGCAGGUGUCACCAGCUGGGGCACAGGCUGUGGCCAGAGAAACAAACCUGGUGUGUACACCAAAGUGACAGAAGUUCUUCCCUGGAUUUACAGCAAGAUGGAGAGCGAGGUGCGAUUUGGAAAAUCCUAACCAGCUGGCCUGCUGCUCUGCACAGCACCGGCUGCUGUGAAGACUCUGGCUACAGUGACUGGCCAUGUGUGGCAUCAUCUGGGCUAAUGGCCACCAGGCACCGUCGGACUCUCACCUCCACUGUCUGCUGUCUGUGUGUGUGUGUGUGUAGUGUGCAUUGCCACUCUUGAGUUUUUCAGAAACCAGCAGAGCUGUCAACUCUUCUCAAAAUCCCAGGCUGGAAAUUACCUGGAGACAAGAGCCUGAGGACUGUGGAUGUCCCUACAGCGGUGUCCAUAGAUGGAUGGAGGAGGUGGAGCCCAGAGCGCAAGGAAGGGCCUGGAAUUCUUGCUUCUCUGACCCUCACUUACAGACUAGCCCCGUGUGGAUAGAUGCCAGCAAAACAGGUGACGCCAUUGCAGUCCCGGGAUGGAUUGCAGGUUUUGGUGGAUGCAGCUGCCCCAUGCCUGGACUGUCUUCUGGGGAAAGCUGCUCCUGUUGUCGUUAUGGGCAUCGAGCCCUCACCCAGACCUCCUGCUGGUGCCAUAGAUGUCCGCAGUUGAGCUGUGCUGUGGCUAACCAGGCUGACAGCUGAGAUGAGGAUUCACUGUACUCAUUUGGUCAUAAGCUGCUGGGGCGGGUUUUAUUUUAUUUUAUUUUUAUAUUUAAGAAAUGAAAAUACGGGUAUUUUUAAAGAUUCUCCAAAAACUCCAGGAGCCUUGACAGCUAGCAUCAAUCAGCCCAAGACCCCCAGGGAACUCAUGGGAAGUGUCAUAUUUUAAGAGUCCUACAGAAUAUUUCUGGCCUCAAGGGACUGGAUGAAGAGAUUGGACUGAGUCCCCAGGAUGGACAUCUAUCUCCCACGUCACUACAGCAUCUGGAGCCCCUAGGAGAUACUCAGGGAAGCAAAUACUCUUUUGGACUGGCAAGCAAAUCCGACAUGACAAGGUCCACAAACUGUUUCUGCAUCCAAGGGCCCUGACAAAGGCAUGAAGAAACGGAUGCUGUUCCUGCAUAGGCUCCCAAGGGCCCCAGGGAGGUCCAGGUGGAGAGCAUCUCUCAUUCCCAGGGACUGUCCUGGGACUUUGGAAUUUCUUCUCAGCUUUCUCCACCUUUCAAUUUCUCAGCUGUUCCGGAAACAUAAUACUGACAUAAAAACUGCCAUGGAGAGAAACCUAACGUGGUCCCAGGCCCUCCAGGCAGCCCUUCUGAAGGAUCCAAGUUGACCAUGUUCCUGCAAAUCAUCAGUGUGCCUGGACUCACCAGCUAAAAGCCUGGGCCUUCCGCAGCCUUUUCUCUGGGGCACCUAUUCCUCUGCCAGCCCUCCUCCCCUCACCUUCCUUGGGCCCGUCAGGGUCUUUUGUGGUGCUAUGCUUCUCAGAGGCAGGAUCCAAGCAGAUCAGCCCAGCCUAGCCCAGCUCAGGCAGGCCGUGGCCGCUCCAGGGAAAGACUGCCCCAGAAGAGCAGGUUGGAGAGGCUGGGCAGGGGCUCAUGGGGCUAGGUACACUGGGGAAUGUUAGCAAGACUGGGAGGGCGGCCACAUUCCUGUCUGCAGCAGCCCCCAGUGAUGGUCUUCAGCAAUAAAAGUUGUGUGACCUGAGA